AUGGAGAAAGGCGAGGGCUCAGCGGCCGAGCAAGACGCGGAGGAGAACACCCAGCACCACCUCACGAUUCCCGCCGGGUUGACUCAGGACGAGUUCGACGACUUGAAGCGGAUCGUGGCCGACUUCCACAAGUACCCGGUGGGUCCCGGAAAAUGCUCUUCCCUACUCGCGCAGCGCGUGUACGCUCCGGUCGACAAGGUGUGGUCGGUGGUGCGCCGCUUCGACAAGCCCCAGACCUACAAGCACUUCAUCCGGAGCUGUACGGUCAAGGAGGGGUUUAAAAUGACCGUCGGGUGCACGAGGGACGUCAAUGUCAUCUCCGGGCUACCGGCGGCCACCAGCACAGAGCGGCUCGACUUGCUCGAUGAUGACCGCCACGUCACCGGUUUCAGUAUUACCGGCGGCGAGCACCGGCUCAAGAAUUACCGGUCGGUGACGACCGUGCAUGGGUUCGAGCGCGACGGAAGGAUCUGGACCGUCGUUUUGGAAUCGUACGUCGUCGAUGUGCCCGAGGGGAAUUCCGAGGAGGACACGCGUCUCUUCGCGGAUACAGUUGUCAAGUUGAAUCUCCAGAAGCUGGCGUCGGUCACCGAAGGGCUGGCGGGUUACGGUGACGCUAAAUCGCAGGUGAUGUGA
Messenger RNA from Prunus armeniaca (apricot), 636 nucleotides. The record is from the annotation of a GenBank genome assembly. NCBI's taxonomy places the organism in Eukaryota, Viridiplantae, Streptophyta, Magnoliopsida, Rosales, Rosaceae.